GGACAAUGACCUCCAGAAGCUGCAGGUGCGGGCAAGCGUGGGUGGCCUCGCUGCUGUCACCUUCCACGUCACCUACGAGGAACUGCUACACCGUGUUAAUGGUUCAUACAAGUACAUGGUGCACCUCAAUCCGGGACAGCGAGUACCGAGAGCCUCAGUAAGAGUGCGAGUGCCUGGAACGCGAGGCCAUCACCAACCUACAAGAUUCUAGAGCUGCCCGGCCAGGAAAUGCAGGCGCAAAACCCAGGCACGAGUGUGACGGGCGGACCAGUGAGUGACGGAGAACUUAAGUUUUACUAUCGCCACAUAGACCCUCCCGUGGGUGAGGGAGGAGGUGUGGACGGUACCUUCGUCCUCACCUAUGGCAUCACCAGCCACACUGACGGAGGUGAAGUGCAGCGAGUUGGCAGUUACUUCGCCCACUUCUUCUCCCCGGAACGUCUGCCCAAGAUGACAACCCACAGCGUCUUCCUGCUUGAUGUCUCACUUUCCAUGUACAACGGGAAGCUCGACAGCAUGAAGGAGGCCAUGCAGACCAUAUUGAGGGACAUGCAGCCGGAGGACACGUAUGAGAUCCUGGCGUUCUCCUCUGAAGUGGUGAGCGUGGGUACCUUCUCAGGGGAGGCGGAGGAGGUGAAGAGAGCCAUCAGGAGGGUGCGGCGUCUUGUCUCCCUCGGGUACUCCAACCUGAACUCUGCUCUGCUGCAGGCACUGAAGGCAGUCAAGGCCGGGGGCGCCGAGAAUGUGGUGAAGCAGAUGAUUGUGUUUAGUGACGGUCAUGCCACCAGCGGCGAGGUGAACCCUGCCGCUAUCAAGAGCAACGUGAAGAAAGCCAACACACAGAAGCAUCCGAUCUUCGUGCUCAUCUUCAGCGAAAAGUCCAAACUCCUGGAGGACAUUAGCGUGGACAGCGGGGGUUUGGUUCGAUACCUGCAGUACGGGUCAGCCACCGUCGACCAGAUAACGGCUUUCUAUAAGGAGAUCUCCCAGCCCCUCAUGGCCGACGUGGCGAUCAGCUAUCCCGACGAGGAGGUGGAGGAGGGCAACGUGGUGAAGUCUGGCAUGUCCAACUACUACGCAGGGGGAGAGAUCGUGGUGGCAGGCAGACUCAGGCCCGGAGUGACUCGCGUGCGUCCCUCAGUGAGAGCUCGAGGGCGCGAUGGUCCCCACCAGUUGCCGGCCACCCGCCUCGAUUCACGCGACCCCUUCUACGCCUCGCUCAGCGAAAACUACAUCGCCAGGAUGUGGGCGUAUCUCAUGCUGCAGGAGCUGUUAGCCCAGGCAGCCUCCCCUCACAAUGCAAAGAACGCCACCCAGCACCUCCAGACCAAGGCACUUGAGAUUGCCACAAAGUUCAGCUUCGUAAGUCCGCUGACAUCCCUGGUGGUGGUGUACCCGCAAGACAGCAGUCUCCUGCUCUCCCUGCCCGGGGGUCCACAGAGUCCGUUGGGGAAUGCCCAACCUGGGCACGUGGCUGUGCCCGGAAGCCCUCGACUUGGAAGGAGCAACGCAAGAGUGGACCUGGACCCUCAGUUCCUGGUGCACACCCCAGGACUUGACCUGCCGCUCUGCUUCAACUACGAGGGGCGUGCUGGCGUUAGUGUACUCCUGCUACACGACCCUCAGUCAGGAAUUGUCAUCAACGGGCACGUGGCGUCAGUACGGCAGCGGCCCAAUCUAAAGUUCUUCAGCCGCCUCUUCCUGCGCCUGGGUCCCGUGAAUCUGACGGUGACGCCCGAGUUGCUCCACGUGGACUGUCUUGGCGACGACGGCACGCCCCAGGUGGACACUGUGGUCAAGUCCCUGUGGCCAUUCUACAAACAGAACGGAAGAAAGUACAAGCGCCACACGUACAACAGAGGCAAGACGACGAAGAGAUCACACCAGCGAGGAAGAACUCCCCCUAACGCUCUUCAGAACAACGAAGUCACUGCUCCAGACCCUCGCCCUCGCGAACAAUACGCGUACCUCUCCCCCAACUUCAAUAAGUCUAAUGCAGUUCAGGGGAGUCCAGGAGUGUCCCCACUGAGCCUUUUGGUCGACAGAGUGCAUGACUGUAGCGUGAACUCAAGCUGGGAAGAAGGAAUAGGCAGAAUUUAUGGCAACGUGAUGGUAGUGCUGAGCAAGAAGAGGAGCUUGGACAUCACAAUUGGGGACGGCCUCGCUCACUUCACCAUCAGGCGAUCCAGGAACAAACGCGGCCAGAGGUUCCUGGGCUUCUACAUCAUGGAUCAGGAAAUCUUCUCCCCUCAGACACAUGGAAUGAUGGGCCAGUUCAUCUCCAAGAGGGUGCGCCGCCUGGCAUCCAGCAGGCCAAGCACUCUCCAGACCCGCGCCGCCACUGGAACCGCCUCUGAGACUCCCGAAAAGGUGACGCUGGAGGUGGCGCGCCGUGGCCACAGGAAGAAGUUGCGGGUAUCUGGCGUGGUGGGCAGCCGGUACUCCCUCAUGGACAGGACGCGGGUGCGGUGCAUCCGAGUCCACACCAAGGGCUCCGAGAGUGUGCUGGAUGAGCGGCCGCGGGAUUACGUGCGUUCGUGCCUCCAGUGCUGAGAGAGGAAGGUGCCUCUGUGAUGGAGGUGAUGCGUGCUGACUGAGUCCUGAGGGUGUGGUUGGUAAAGCAGCGUGCUUGUUGUGCUGACGCCGCAAAGAAUAAUUGCUCCUUGAAUCAUAAGCCUACAAAACAUGAUUUAUAUUAUUAGCUCAUUGUCUUCAGUGGUAUGUGUCAUCUUAAGUAUGCAUUUAGUUCCGCAUUGAAUGUGAACGCACGAUGUAUUGACUCAUUAGGGAAGGACCAAGUUUUAUCUGAUGGCAUGUUGCCGCCGAGGUCUAUAGCCUUCCUGUGUUAAGCUGGAAGUGACAUGGAGUUGACCUGCGAGUAUUUCAUGCACGUAUUAGAUAUUAGCUCAUUGUGGUGUGCCACUGUUCCCAAUAAGAAGUGUUCAUGUGUAAAGCAGUUUAGCCAGUGCCACUAUUGGUAUUAGGUUUAUCGAAAGUAUUAGUUAGCAGGAACGGCCUGUGCGUGGGUGCCUCGCUGCUCCACUCGCAGUGAUCCUCGCCCCAGGUGUCAUGCAGCGUUCCUCGAAAGCAAAGAGAAAGGGAAAUUCCUUCGAAAGCGUUUGCUGUGACAGCUGCUGAGUGGGUUAAGUUUAUUGGCUUUUUUUUUUUUUUUUACACCUUGGAGAACACUUGACAUAUCCUAAUUAGUGAUGAUAGGAUGCAAUUUUUUUUUUUUUUUUCUUACUGCGCCUCUGUGCUAUUUUAGGACGAAAGCUGCAUCAGGCGAAGUAAGACCAGAUGUGGUCUCCUGGGUCAAGACGAAGGGAGACUUGAAGCAGAUUCCAACAUAAAUCAGCCAUUGUGGCAGAGUCAUAGAAAAUGUAAUGAUAAGUUGUACGUGAAUCUACGAGUGGUGCACAGAAAAUUGUUUGUAGCUCUUCUUUUUUUCAGGGGAUUGGAAACUUCCUUCCUCUGCCAUUUUUGCAGGAAUCAAAAUCGGAUCUACAUGGUGAGGUAAUCACACUCUUUACGCCCCUCGCCUGGCUAAGCACCAGCCGUGGCAGGGGUGUAAUGAACCAACGAAGGACGUAGACGUGAAUCUCAGAACCUUGUUUUUUCCCUGUGUAUGGCGUGCCUAGAUAGUGUGGCUGAAUACGGCAUGAAUGGAUGGAUUGAUUGAUGGUUGGUUGGACGUACUAAAACCAUCUACAGUAACACGUACCUGGUUACAUUAGUCUAAGAAUUGAUCGCCAGCAGUGUGUGAUGGCGAACAGUGGACAAUACGAGUAUGAUGGUCGACAAAUAUCACGAGUUUACUACUCAGAACACUACACUAGAAAGCAAAUAUAAACCUAACUGCUUAUACUUUAAAGAAAUACGACGAUAAUAAGUACAUGAAUGAGAGCACCGAUGUUUGUAUAUGGAUGAACACAAAAUUAAUGUUUGAGUGGAUGUGUGUUAAGUGAUGCAGUGUCAUAGAGACUGUGUUCAAAGGUAUUCUGCUGUGUUUGGUGUUCAUGGCCUAAGAUAGAAUUAAACAGUCUGUUGUCUCCCCGAGUUAACAUUAAUAUAUUUGUGUGACUUUGUGUUGUAUAUAAUGUAAUUUUCUUGUAAGACAUUUAGUAUUUUUAAGUUUGCACGGUUAUCAUUAUAAGUACUUUAACAAAAUGCUAAGUGUAUAUACUUUUUAUUACGUGUCAGGGAGACCGGCCAAGGGCACAAAAAAUUAAUAUUAAAUAUAAAAUGCCUGCUCACAACGCCGCUCCCAGAAAGAACCAGAAGGAGAACCGAGAGAGUUGGCCAAUUUAGUUUCAUUAGUUACGUUUACACACAUUUCAUUUUUCCUUUCCGUAAAAAUGCCAUCUCAUGUGAUGGUAUUAUUGUUCCUGACGCUACACAGUGUUACCAAGUUCAGUACAGUCCUGCAUUCUCAUAGGUCUCGAUGUCUCUUCUCGACUGCUUUUAACUGGCCUGAGUGAAAGUUAGUAUGCAGGGUUUUCAAGGAUGUUUUCAUGAUUCUAGUGACAGUUCAAAAAUAUAUAUAUAAAAUUAAAAACUCUGCAAUAGCUAUGAGAAAAUACCCAUGAAAACCUGACUAACAUUCUCUGUGGGCUUUGAAAAUGGUCUGUAUGACGGAAGUGUUUCGAAAUAUGGGUCAUGUAUUGUCAGCGCUGCGGUGGAGUGUUGCUUCACCUCUGUUGUUCAAGUAUGCAGUGUAGGUGUUCUAAUUUCGUAGUGUUUAAGCAAGUUAGUCUGAAGUGUCAUUGUUUCCUAAGAAAUCUCAAAACGUCAAGCUUUCUUUUGUCUAUACUUUUGCUCACAUGCUCAUAUUUCAUUUACAGAAUAAAACAAAUUAUUCUC
Scylla paramamosain (green mud crab) is the source of this 4860-nucleotide messenger RNA. RefSeq names its product inter-alpha-trypsin inhibitor heavy chain H3-like. Gene Ontology annotation, molecular function: serine-type endopeptidase inhibitor activity. The transcript has 16 exons. The coding region runs from base 229 to 2553 and encodes 774 amino acids. The record is from RefSeq and is a predicted model, not a curated record. Lineage: Eukaryota; Metazoa; Arthropoda; Malacostraca; Decapoda; Portunidae. Gene Ontology annotation, biological process: hyaluronan metabolic process.